Prunus avium (sweet cherry) is the source of this 1287-nucleotide messenger RNA. The record is from RefSeq and is a predicted model, not a curated record. Lineage: Eukaryota; Viridiplantae; Streptophyta; Magnoliopsida; Rosales; Rosaceae.
AUGGAGGUCUAUGUGGAUGACAUGCUAGUAAAGAGCCGAACGGUAGGGGAACAUCUGGCGAACCUAUCCCUCAUGUUCGGCAUCUUGAAGAAUUACCGAAUGAGACUCAACCCAACAAAGUGCGCUUUCGGCGUAUCUUCGGGAAGAUUCCUCAGUUUCAUGAUCAGCCAAAGGGGUAUCGAGGCAAACCCCGAUAAAAUCAGGGCCAUAAUCGACAUGGAGGUGCCGAAGACACAAAAGGACGUCCAGAGCCUUACCGGACGAGUAGCAGCCCUCACUCGCUUCAUCUCCAAAGCCACAGACAAGUGCGCACCGUUCUUCAAAGCCUUGAAAGGGGGCAAACGUCAUAUAGAAUGGACUGCCGAAUGCGAUAAGGCGUUUCAAGACUUGAAGGACUAUAUGGGCAGGGCGCCACUACUUUCCAAACCUCUCCCAGGGGAAAUUCUCUCUCUGUAUCUAUCGGUAUCCAACACUACCGUCAGCUCAGUACUGAUACGGAUACCAGAGAAGGCAGAGCUACCGAUUUUUUACGUCAGCAAAGCCUCGUUCAAACCCAAACCUGCCGAAAAAGGACAAGCCGUGUCAGACUUCAUCGCUAAACUAACACCUUCGGAGGCACCAGAACCUGGGAAAACCCCUCCGUUGGAAGGCCUGCCGAACAGUAGCCGGUUAGACCAAUCAAUUCCUAUCUGGAUCCUACACGUGGAUGGCUCGGCAAACCAACAAGGGUGCGGAGCUGGCUUAGUACUCACCGCCCCCGAUGGAACCAAGAUAGAAUAUGCCAUCAGAUUUGGUUUCCGAACAUCCAAUAACGAGGCAGAGUACGAAGCCCUCUUAGCUGGCCUUCAGCUAGCAAAGACCAUGGGGGCUAAGCAGGUCAGCAUCCACAGUGAUUCACAACUCAUCGUCAACCAGGUCAUUGCCGAUUUCGCAGCAAAGGACGCAUCGGCACAUCUGCUGCUUCGGCAGUUUCAGGCCUACGAGAUUCGGCAAGUUCCCAGGUCAGAGAACAGCCAUGCCGACGCAUUAGCCAGACUGGCUAAUGCAAUUAACGACAAAAUUGGCCGAAAGGUCCCAGUCGAGAUCCUAGCCCAGCCAAGCACCACCACCGUUGACAUAUGUGCCGUACGGUAUGAGGACACCUGGAUGUCGCCGAUAUACAUAUACUUAACGAACGGUACCCUCCCGGAAGACAAGGUUCAAGUGAGAAAGCUGCGUUACCGAUCGGCAAGAUACAUUGUCAUCAAUGACAUUCUGUACAAACGCGGCUACACGCCCCCUACAUGA